AUGAAAGAAGAGCCUGUGGCACUCAGGGAGGGAAUGUGUGGUUUUUGCGCCAGCGCCGAGCCCGUCAGAAUCGCGGAAGUGACCCUCCGUCGACCCCCCUCGGCUAGCGAGGAGGUCUUACAGCCAAUUCUAGCGGGGAGAAAGCUCCUCUGGGGUUUCAAAAGGGUGUCUCUUCGGCUUAAUUCCAAAUUAAUGGGCCCGGAUAAAUCGCUGCGAGGCGCUGUCGCCCUGGACGAGGACGGAGGCGACCCUCCGGAGAGAACGAACGACUCCUCGUACGGCUCUCAGCAGAAGUGCGGCUCUACAAGGGAGUGCUGCGGCUUCUUCACACGCGGUAUUUCACCAGGCCAUGAGUUUGCCGACCUUAUUUCUUCUAUAUUUGUUAGGACGACGAGAAGAGCAACAGGUCGAGCGGAGACUCCACGUAUAGUGCCUGCCUGCAGAGACGACCACCCCUGGGGAGGCUCCCUGUACGGACGACACCUAAGGGGCCUCCGUAAAGUCGAGGGUUGGCAGCAAACGGAGGCGUUCGCUGCUCUCCCGAGACUCCCGAUGGACGGCAUACACCCCCCCCACCAGCGAACGCAGCAGCAGCUGCAGCAGGCGCAACAACAACAACUGCAGCAGCAGCUGCAACGCCAGCAGCUGCAACACCAGCAGCUGCAACAACAACAACUGCAGCAGCAGCACUGGCAGGCACAGCACCAGCCCCAGCAACAGGAGGCUUCAGCAGCCACACGCAGCCUUCAGCAGCAACAACAGCUGCAGCAGCAGCAGCAACAACAAUUGCAACGCGCUCAACAACUGCCUUGGGAAGGCCAAGAGUAUCAGCCCAACCCCCCCGCCUGUGCAGCAAUUGCAGCAGCUGCAGCAGCAGCACUUCCCCCCUGGCCUCCUACUCCGGAAGAGGGAGACUUCACAGCUGCACCCAGAGCAUCAACACACCAGCAGCAACAACAACAGCAGCACCAGCAGCACCAGCAGCACCAGCAGCACCAGCAGCAACAACAACAGCAGCAACAACAGCAGCGACAGCAGCACCAGCAGCAGCAACAGCAGCAACAACAGCAACAACUGUCCACAAACGCGCUUUUGACUCCUCCAGGCUUGCCUAUACCGCGUCAACAGCAGCAACCCCCACAUUUUUUGCAGCAGCAGCAGCAGCAUCUACAACAGCAGCAGCAACAACAGCAAUCGCAGCAGCAUCUACAACAGCAGCAGCAACAACAGCAAUCGCAGCAGCGUCUACAACAGCAACAGCAACAACAGCAAUCGCAGCAGCGUCUCCAACAGCAACAAGAACAACUGCAAUCGCAGCAGCGUCUACAACAGCAACAGCACCUUCAGCAUCUACAGCAGCAGCAACAACAACACCCCCAGCAUGUACAACAACAGCAGCAACAACAACAGUUGCAACAGCAGCACCUACAGCAGCAACAACAACAGUUGCAACAGCAGCAUCUACAGCAGCAACAACAACAGUUGCAACAGCAGCAUCUACAGCAGCAGCAACAGCCUAUGCAGCAGGAGCAGCAGCAAAAGCCUAUGCAGCAGCAGCAGCCUAUGCAGCAGGAGCAGCAGCAACAGCCUAUGCAGCAACAGCGUUUGUCUUUUGUCGGCGCGCAAAGGGCGGGGGAUGGAUUCUUGCAGCAGCAUCAGGGAGCAGUGCAGCAUCAGCAGCAGCAGCAGCAGCAGCAGCAGCUGUCUAUUGAUGCAGUUCUGCCCUCAGGGAGCAUCAGCAGCAGCAGCCGACGGAUAUGCCAUGUCUUAGCGCGCGCAAUGCAAUGUUUGCUGCCUCUGUUACUUUUGGAUCAUAAUCCCGUGACACAGCACGAAGGCUUGCAGCUGCUGCUGUCUCUCACGUCUUACGCUGUUGUUGGGGGGGGAAUUUUUCUCAAGCCGCUGCAGCAAGUCGAUGUAGACGCAUGCAAUGACGUUGUUGAGGCAUUGAGGGCGCUGUAUGUACACCUGAUGGCUUCCGCCCUCCUCACGCAUUCCGACGCAGCCACUCGUCUUGCAGCGACGCGUCUUUGGUCCUUAGGAGCUGCCCUUGCGUCUCGCAUUCGAGAGGAAAGCGGCAGACUGCUGCAGCAGCUGCAGCGAAAGCAGCAGUCACAACAAGUGGAGCAACUCCGCAGCAUGCAGCAACGCUGUCUUGCUCUCAUGCGCGUCUGCGCUGUGGGGCUUUCAUACUUGAGUUCGGACGGUUGUGCAUCUGUGCGCGUUGCUGCCUUGAACGGCAUGUUGCCGUUAGCGGCUGCAGGGGUCCUUGAGGAGGAUGAGAUGCUUUCUGCGUUGCAGAGGGAGUCUUUUCCGCCAGUUUCUUCGAAUCCGAUGCUGUCUCUGCAGCGGCAGUCUUCAGCCCUCCGUGCCGCUGCUGCGGCAGCUGCUCCGCAGCAGCAGCGGCAGCAGCAGCUUGCGUUGCCUGCCGCUGCUGCAGAGGUGGCAGCGCGUGGGGGGGGCGGACGGGCUGCCGUGGCUGCUCUGGAGGAGCUGCAGCAGCAGCAGCUGCUGGAGCUGCAGCAGCUAGGCGCUCUCCAGCUGCAGCGCAUUUUUACCCUGCCUUUGUGCAGUGGGUACUUGCUGUUGCGUCUCGACGAUCAGACGGAAGCGGUGCGAGCCGCGGCUGCCGAGCUGCUGCUCCUGCUGCUGCAUGCACUGCGGCAGCGGGGAGACUGCAGCAAGCUUUCGCUGCUGCUGCAGUCCUUCCUGUGGGAUCUCAUCGGCGAUCCGGCUCUGCAGGUGCAGCGGAUGGUGGCAGCCGCGGCUGUAGAACUGUCUCGCGUGUCUGCCUUGCGUGAUGGAUCUCUUCGACGCGCUGUGGCGCCUCUGUUGCACGAGCGCAGCAAAGCGACGCGGCAGCUGCUCCUGCAGAUGCUAGGCUGCUGCAGCGUCCACAAUGCAAGAGCCGCGAAGGCAGCCUUGCAGGGGUUGCUGCUGCUGCUGCCUGCCUCGAGCGGCAGCAGCAGCAGCUGCUGCUGCACGGACGGCAGGGGGGGGGGGCCGGCUGCCUGCGUGUUGACUUGCAUAGCCAGGAUUGCUCGUCUGUACCCCCCUGCCGCGCGCCAAGCGGCGUUUCGAGUCUUGGCGGAUCCGCACGGACGGUCGGCUGUGCGUCUGGAGCCUCUGGGCGCCCUCAACCUGCGCGAAACGCUGCUGCAUCUGUGCGUCGCUGCGCCUCCGAACGCCGCCUCGCUGCAGCAGCUGGCUAGCGCUGCAGCCGCGAAGGCAGCGAAGGCUUCCGCGGCAGUAGAGGCCUUUUUGGCCUUAGGAAAAGAGACCUUUUCCGCUUCAGCGACGCUCGGCGGCAGGCGCUCCUCCAGCAGCUUCGCGCUCGACCAGCAGCAGCACCGCCUCUUCUUCUUCCUGCAGCAGCAGCAGCACCAGUUGCUGCUGCAGCUGAGAGCUUUCGCCGCGCUGGAAGCCACGCGCGUGGGCUGGAGUGCUCGUGCUGCUGCCGUUCUGCCCUUGGAUGUGCUGCAGCGGCAGGAGGCGCUGCUGCUGCAUUUCCCUGAGCUCCGCGAGGCGCUGCAAGACAACCUCUGCCUCAUCGCGCUGACGCUAGCUGCGCAAAGAGGUCUCUUGGCUCGCUCCGAGCACCUGAGGCGAGGAGCGAGGGGGGAGGGGCAGAGGCGGAAGCCUCACUCGAGGACCCUUCUAUUCCCGCGGAUUUCCUCGUCUGCUCGCGUUGCUGCUCCAGGAGGCGUGGCGGAUCCCUCGUGCUUCCUCCCCGCUGCAGCCAGGUCUGGCGUCUGCAGCAACGCCAGCGACAGCAGCAGCAGCAGCAGCAACAGAGGCAGCGCCGCUCGUGCAGAUGGCGGGCAUGGCGCUCCCCUGAACGCCGUUGCCUUGGCUGACGGGCUGUGGAUGCACCUAAGCGACGUCUGCUGCGACUGCAGCGGUGGAAUUAGCGAAAACUGCUGCAGCAGCAACUGCAAAAUCUGCUCGGGAACUUGGCUCGACACUCCUGAAGCGUGGCAUCUUCUCCACCAAGAAAUUCCUUGUCGCUACACAAGCCUACUGCAAACUCUUCGAAGGGCUGCUGCCCUUUGUAGAGGUUCUGUACUGGCAACAAGCAACAUUGCCAGCAGCAGCAGUACAAGCAGCAGUAGCGUUGGCAGGGUUACAUCAAAGAGACUUCGCGAAGUGUGGAUUACAGACCCCUUGCUGUGCGCAUUGCACAUGUGUGGGGCGUCUGGCGUGGAGUAUACACACCAACACGCACAGGCUGGGGCAACUGCAGCAGGAGGGCGUUUAGAGGACACAGCCGCUGCACCCACUGCUUCUGGGGGAGUGUCAGGGGAAGACGUUGCUUCUGCACUUGCCACUGUGCGCAAAGGCAUGGCGCAUGUUCGCGACUCCGCGGCAGUGCUGCUUUGGAUGCCAAGUGAGGUAGAUCUUGCUGCGGUGUGGCGUCUGCAGCAGCUUCGCGCUGCUGCAGACCCCCUUGCUGCAGGUGCAGCAGCGCGUUUUACUGCUGCUGCUGCUGCGGCUGCUACCCUCCACGUGCGACGCAGCACAGCGUCUGCAGCGGAGGACGAAGAUGACACUGCAGCAGCUGCCGCGGAACGGGGUAGCAGCAGCAGCAGCAGCAGCACCACUGGUUUGCCUGCAGCAUCUCAAACGCAGCUCGACUGCCGACCACCCCGUCUGCGUCUGCUGCUGCGCCUUCUACAACCCCGUGUCGUCUUUCGUGCAGCAGCGCGCAUGCAUGCAUCCCUUGCGCUGCUGCAUUUGGAUGCAUGCCUCACGCCAGCACAGCAGCAGCAGCAGCAACAACAACAGCAGCUGCCAAGCGAAACAGCCACAGGCACUUCCAGGAGCCGCCUUACAAGCGCUGCUGCUGCGGGAGUACAUGCAACAGCAGCAGCAGCAGCAGCAGCAGCGGCAGCAACAGCAGCGGCAGCAGCAGCCUCUGCCGCAGAGGAGAUUGCUCCCCAUCAGACAGCAGUUUUAGGGGCACGCAUGCAGGCACUUUCUGCGAACGCGUUGCUGCAUGCGGAGCACUUGCCCGUGCAGCCGGGGGGACUGUUGCCACACUGGCAGCUGCUGCAGCUGUUGCCAUCGCAGCAGCAGGAGCUGCAUUUAGACAGCUUGGUCACUUCAGCAGCUCUUCCACCCUUUGCAGCGUUCUUGCAGCAAGAAGCGUCGAGUACCACAGCAGCGCAAGACGGCUGUGCAGCUUCGUGUGAGCUUCCCAUGCAGCAGCAGCUGCAGAGACGCGUUCAUGUCGAGGGCGUUAAGUGGCGUGCUCAGCUAGCUGCAACCAUGUUGGCUGCAGCUAGUCAAGACAGCAGCUCUGCGGCGCUGCUGCCUGCCACAGGGGCAGCAAAACAAGCGGCAGUUGGGAUUGCUGGCUGUACUUCUUCGGACGGCAGCAGCAGCCUCGUGGGAAUGUGUGUCUUCGAGAUGUAUCCAAACCCACUUGUUCUCUGCUGCAGCGGGGGUGUCACGAUCUUCUUGAAAGUGUCGAUCUGCAUGCAGCAACAGCAGACGAAGCCGCUGUUUGUGUGUGCCCGCCACACUUCUCCCCUGCGGGCACCUGCUGCUGCUGCUGCUGCUGCAGCGCCAGCACCACGCAGCAGAGCAGCAGCAGCAGCAGCAAUAGCUGCUGCAGCAGCAGCUGCUGCUUCCCACCCGUCUGGACUGUUGAAGGCUGUAACUGCCAGCAGCCAUUGCAGCCUUCUUUCCCAAGUUCGCCUUGGAGCCUGCACGGCUGUAGAGGCGGCACCAGGCACAGACUACUCAGCGGAUCGUGAUGCUCUGUCGCGCACCGCACGCAGCAGGUGCAGUAGGGAUGCUGCGAGCACACGCAGUGAAAGCAAGGACGGCAGCGACGCUGCUUCCUCAGAAUGCUUCCUCUACGCCAUUCCUAGCGACUGCUGGAAGAGGCGUCUCGAGCAUCCUCCCCUGCUGCCUUCCGCAGAAUGUCUCGCAGAGUGCAGCAGAGGCGGCUGCACGCCUACCGGCUGCAAAGUAGACCAUGCUGCAGCUCCAGGGAGGCUGUCUGCAUGGCGUCGAAAAAAGGGAUGGGAAGCGACUCUUACUGUUCCCGUGAGCUUCGCAGGCGCCACCUCUGCAAGCGUGCCAGUGGAUUUCGCGGUGUGCUGCUUGGAGAGCUGUCCGAUUCGGAAGGGAAGUGGUCAAGACUUUCGAGAAGGGAAGCCUGACAAACCUGGGAGGAACGCCUCUCCGGCUGCACUAGCAGCAGCUGCUGCUGCCGCCCGUCAGUUGUAG
This is a messenger RNA of Cyclospora cayetanensis, 6237 nucleotides long. RefSeq lists its product as uncharacterized. Gene Ontology annotation, cellular component: mitotic spindle. Bases 1 to 6237 code for a protein of 2078 amino acids. The record is from RefSeq and is a predicted model, not a curated record. Gene Ontology annotation, biological process: regulation of mitotic cell cycle; mitotic spindle organization. The transcript is spliced from 13 exons. Lineage: Eukaryota; Apicomplexa; Conoidasida; Eucoccidiorida; Eimeriidae.